AAUGCGGACCAAUCGAAACACAGUUCUUGCCGUCUUUUUUCGCCAAUCAAGUUGGACGAACAUCAAUUUAACUGCAUUUUGAUUGGUUGAACGAAUUUGACAGAUCUAUAAAGUGCGGAAUCUAGGAUAUUUGUUCAGUGAUUGACAGAUGUUUCUCACUUUGAUGGUCUAUGGGUCAGAAGUUACGUGAUUGGUUAUUCUUGGCCUGAAUUUGGAUUGUUUGGUUAUUUCCUCAUAUGAUUUUGACUUUACAAGUCUGUGCUUGUUGAAUUUUGUAAUCAAAAGUCAAAACCAACGGCCUGUUAUUGUGAUUGUCAUAAAGUGUGCUCCAUUGUCUCCAUUUCGUAUUUCGUUGAAACGUCAUGGAAGUUUAACAUUUAAAUUUUCAUAAGUUAAUGUCAAAAUUGUAUUACGUUUUGUGGUCAAAAUCAUACAAAGUUCCCAAUUCGCAUACUUGAUAAUUAGGUGAAUUAUGGCAGAAGCUGUAAACAGUGAAAGCAGUAAUAAUGAUGACCUCAAGGAGAAAUGUGACAGUCCAGAAUGUGCUGUUUGUCUUCAACCGUGUGUGCACCCAGCACAACUACCUUGCGGGCAUAUUUUUUGUUUUCUGUGCGUAAAAGGAUUUGCGAACCAAAACAAGAAAUGUGCUAUGUGCAGGCAGGAAAUACCGAGGGAUUUCAUCGAUCAACCGAAUUUAUUACAACUCCCGGUGUCACUUGAUAACGCACAAGGGUUCGAUGGAGGAUACCAAUGGUUUUACGAAGGGCGAAAUGGGUGGUGGCAAUACGAUGAACGUACAAGUAAAGAACUUGAAUAUUCUUACAAAAACGGUGAAAAAACUUGCGAAUUGCUGAUUGCUGGAUUUCUGUAUAUCGUGGAUCUGGAAAAUAUGCUCCAGCUGAGACGAAACGAUCCAUCUCGAAGACGAAGGAUUAAAAGAGAUCAUGCAAAUAUCCCAAAAAAAGGUAUAGCGGGUCUACGUACCGACGAGGAAAGAAGUAUUUUAGAUACUUACGAGGAGAGACCCCUCAGCCCUAUAGACGGAAGGACUGACAACGUGGUGCCCAUCACUCCGUCUAAUACACCGCAGAGUCCAACGAGCGGAAGAGAAUCUCCAGAUCAGGAACAGGAUUUGCAGGCUACCGUGGAAAGAAUCAGUUCCUUAAGGUUGGACACCAACCCGAAUUUAAAUGAAACCAGCAACAUCCUGAGCGGUAUUGUUACAGAAAGUCACCACAGUAGGCGUAGAAGAAAGCAACUUACAAAAAACGACUACAUCAGCGUACUUUGCAGCCCAAACUAGAUGUAAUUAUUGGAUUUGGAAAUGAGUUAAAUGAUUAAUAACUUAAGUUCCAUGCAUCUUUCAGUUAAUUUUGAGUGUACAUUUACGUACACGAGUGUAAUGUCGAACGGUACAUUUGAACUACUUUUCGUAAGUUACAAAAUCUCUGUAAUUCUAUUUCCAUUCACAUCCAAUCAAAUUUAAUUUAAAAUUUUCCCAGUUUUGACUAUUCAGUAUUGUAAAAACUAAGUACAGGUUUAUCUUGUUUUAUUACAAAUUUUAUUUUGAUACACAAUACGAGAUAAAUGUUUUCAAGUAAUUAUUGGAUUUGG
Anoplophora glabripennis (Asian longhorned beetle) is the source of this 1614-nucleotide messenger RNA. RefSeq names its product E3 ubiquitin-protein ligase rnf146 (gene Rnf146). The record is from RefSeq and is a predicted model, not a curated record. The transcript has 5 exons. Gene Ontology annotation, biological process: Wnt signaling pathway; ubiquitin-dependent protein catabolic process. Gene Ontology annotation, cellular component: nucleus; cytoplasm. Gene Ontology annotation, molecular function: zinc ion binding; poly-ADP-D-ribose binding; ubiquitin protein ligase activity. The coding region runs from base 473 to 1303 and encodes 276 amino acids. Lineage: Eukaryota; Metazoa; Arthropoda; Insecta; Coleoptera; Cerambycidae.